This is a messenger RNA of Capronia coronata CBS 617.96, 375 nucleotides long. RefSeq names its product alcohol dehydrogenase. NCBI's taxonomy places the organism in Eukaryota, Fungi, Ascomycota, Eurotiomycetes, Chaetothyriales, Herpotrichiellaceae. The record is from RefSeq and is a predicted model, not a curated record. The coding region runs from base 1 to 375 and encodes 124 amino acids. The transcript has a single exon.
AUGAUACUUGGUGACGAACGCGCCAGAAUCCUCGACGAUGACACCGCCGUCGCGUUGUAUCCCAACAUUGGAGACGCUGACUUCAAGGGCGAUGAGACCGUUGAUCUAAUGAGACAUGUCCUUGGAGAGCUGGUUCAAGGAACUCUGGCUGAGAACACCAUAGUUCCCCAACGCAAUGCUGUAGCCCGGCCCAAAGGUCUGGAUGCAAGUUCUGCAAGUGUGAUGGGGAUCGCCUGGCUGCCUGCCUACCGAAUGAUGUUCACCAAGGCAAACUUGCGAGCUGAUCAGACUGUUCUGGUGCAAGGCUCUUCGGGAGGUAGAUCAACGCUGCAAGGCUGUCGAGUCAUGCAUGUUAUUCGAGAAUUGACUGGCUGA